Molecule: messenger RNA, 3127 nt
Organism: Amoebophrya sp. A120
Lineage: Eukaryota; Dinophyceae; Syndiniales; Amoebophryaceae
Source: the annotation of a GenBank genome assembly
AGGUCAGUCGCACAGUGAAGUGCGCGCGAGAUCACCACGUUCGUGAGUUCCCUGUGCUCGCCCCAUCUUGUCAGACACACCCAAAGCGAUCACGAGCGUGCGGUCCUUUUUUCGAUCAAUCACACAGAGGUGCAGUGAUCUCAUCCAAUUAUUCGCUGCUCGCCUCAUUUCCGUGAGGCUCGAGCCACAAUUUAUUUGUGUAACAUUCAUUGUAUUCUUGUAAUGCUGUUUCAUUUCAUUGUGACAGCGAAGAGCUCCAGUAAAAAAAUGCUACCGGCGCGAUCCAGAUAGAUCAGCGGUGGUUCAGACGGGAGCGCCGUUGGUAUCGGUACCUCUUAUCGGCACCGGAAGGAUGAGAAUGCCGGCAUGGUGUCGGCGGCGCAGGCGGCAGCGGGGGCCGACUGAAGCAAGAGGGCCUCGCGGGAUGAUGAAAGCGUCCUCUACGUUAGUUCGACGAGUACUCCUAGCGGGGACCACCGCAAGCGGCUCUUGGCUCUGCCUACAGUCGGCCAGCACUUGGUCGUUGCUCCCCCCUGCUGCCGCAAUGCCCGUAAUGCGACGCGUGGAGACCGACGACGCUCUCCAUCCGGAAUGCGUCUGGAAGGACGACCCUUUCGACGACUUAAAAGACAUCAAGAUAUACGCGCUGAUCUACUACGGUCGCCGGGCCUACGUCGACCUGCUGAACGCCUACCUCGAGCGCAACCUGCGUGAGAACGGAGGGGUGCUCGAUGGCGUCCUGUGGGCGCUGGUGAAGUACGAUAUGAACGACUUGCAGUACCUGAUCAAACUGCAACGUCGAAACCCGCGGUCCUACUUCAUUCCCCCGAUCGAGGGGGGCGGUUGGGACGUGAUCUGGAAGGUGGUGGACGAGCCCGGCGCCUACUACGUCAAAAUAGACGACGACGUCGUCUUCAUCAAUGACGGCGCGAUCCCGGAGCUGAUUCGGGAGAAGCGGCGCGAUCGGUUUUUGUUUGUUUCCGCGAACGUGAUCAAUCACGGCAUCGUGUCCGCGGUGCACCAGGUAUUGAAAAAUACUUAUUGAUAAAAAAAUGCGAGCUUGGUUCCUAACAUUCAAAUGGUGCACUCCAGUCUUUUUUUCGUUCGAGUUUUCACAGCAUGAUGUACCAAUAGCAAUACUGGCAUGGUUAAGGCGGUUUUUUUGCGGAAAGUAGGAAACCCAUGAACAAUAUCAAACGAGGAAAAAAAAAACGGUGAAGAAAUCCCACUACUUGAGCAAGACAAUUAUAUGAUGAUGUUCAGCAAGACGGGAAACAAUAUGAAUUUGCUCCGUAGGAACUGGCGCAGUACCCCUGGCUAGAGAAGCCGGCACCGAAUCCGGAAGACGGUAAACUGCACGCGUGGCCGUUUCGGCAGGAUGUGAUGCUUGACGAGAAGUUUCGGAUCGAGCAUACGUUCUACUCCGACUGCAUCUGGCGCCGGUGGGACUGUGCCGCGUGGGCGCACGAGACGCUGCUGCACCGCAUUGAGGAGGGCAGUUUGUGCACGCUAGACUUUGGGGUCUUUGACUUCCUAUGACAGUGCACAACUCCCCCUCCCCCCCAUUUGUAUUGCAUGAACAGCAAUACAACCGUCAGCAAGAAUACAGGUUUUGCAUGACAAAUUUGGACAGGAGUGGAGUGCUAUUUGGGCUGCCAGAACUUGUCAUGCAAACAGUGCCAAGAGCCAAGGCGUAAACUAGGUAUUUCGCAUGACAAAUGAGGAGGAGGGGGAGUUGUGCACUCUCAUACCUCCACGCACACGGCUACGAAACCAUGUCAGACGGAAUCAGCCGCCACGUGGACUGGAAUAUUGCAAUGAAAAAUGCCCCCCCCAUAUCAAAACGGAAAUCUGUGAUGCAGAUUUGUGGUCACAAAUCAGCUUUGUGAUGCUAGAAGGCAAAAGAUGCGGACUGUAGUGCUGUCUAGCGUGGGAAAGCCUUGCAGCUCCAGGAUGACAGGAGGCAACUGGAAGUGGGAAACAGCAUGACAGAUUGCCUACAAUUUAGGCCGCAGCUUCGUCUCUUGACCUUCUAGCAAUACAAGUUGAUUUGUGUACUCAAAUACAGCAUCACAAAUUCGCGCAUCUUCCGCUUCCGAUACGGGGUGGGGGCUUUUUUCCCUUUGAUAUGGAACAUCAACUUUUUCGCCUUCAAAUACGAAGACUUCUCGGACAUUAGUAUACCUCGAUUUUAUUGUUUCUGCAAUUGUUCUAUGAAGAUCAACGUCAACAACUGUGCUUCGUUGAUCAUGUGCGUUGUUAAUAUGGUCAUGGCGUUGAUGUAGCGCGACGAGAGAGCAGACACAACUGAUCGCGAAGGGGCGCGAAUGUUAGCGUGGCUGUGUUACUUCUUCUUCUUCCUCUUUUGGGGUUUUUCCAAAGUCCAAUGUUCACAGCCCUAGAUUGGGUAGUACAGGGAUGCGAGGAAAAUGAGUGUCUUGCUGAUCGUAUGAAUGAAAAUAACGGCUGACAGGCUGGGAUGGUAUUUCCACUGACGAUGAGGGCGAGUUUUCCACACAGCACCCAAAACGGCGAAAUCAGCACGCGGCGGCUCUCGGGCGAGCAGUGGUGGCUCACUGGAGUUUUUCCAUACAGGAGAAAGGGUUACUGGCCAACACGACGCUGCUCGAACGGUACCGCGAACUGGCAGAGAAACUCAUGUACGAAAACGCAGUAAAUUUCUAUGAUGGUGUCAUGCAGCCUCGGGGUCACGCUUUCUGAAAAGAGCCUCUGGUUGUAGUGAAUCUGAAUACUUACAUUGUUGUCACUCCCCUCCUCCUGGUUACAGGUGGAGAGAACCAUGCACAUGGCAGUUAGAAUUACGAGGCUGCGGGGCCUGGGCCUUCCCUCCCACACAAUCUCGACUGCAACUGGAGGUUUCAAAAGAAACGUAAAUCAAAUGCGCCGCGCCACUUCUCGGCUGCUAGUAGUCACUACAUCAUUUACGCGAUGAUCUUGUGCAUUGCUUCAAAGCUGCCAUCGGUAAAGAUGGUGAGUAAAAACGUGUUUGGUCGUACUGGGCAGCUGUGUCGAAUUUGCUGUGUGCUGUUGCUGUGGAAAUAAUGGGAUGCACAGUAAAUGAUUGCUGAACUGUGAGUGUGUUGGCGAUUCGAACGUGAAAAGAUGG